AUGUUCCGCCGCAUAAUAACCACAGCCUCACCGGCACGCGCUUCACCCAAAGUACCAGCCAUCCUACCAACCCAACCAACAUGGCAAUCUAACUCCCGCCUCUUCACAACAACACCACGCCCAUCCUUCACAUCCACACCAACACAAAAAGACCCCUCCCCCUUCCGUCUCUCCUCAACCAAACCCGAGUCCUCCCCACCCCCAACCUUCGAAGAUGUCUACUACAGCCCCUACCAACCAAAGCGCCAAUGGCCACCGGAUAUGUCGAAACUAUCAGCUAAACAUCAAUUCCGACUUGAGCGCAAGUACCGUCGUCGCGCGGCGCUGAAAUACGCUCGGCCGAAGUUUAUGAAGGCUGUUACGUUGGGACAGUGGGUUGUUAUUGGAUUUGUUAUUAUUUACUCUGUGCUAUUCAUGGAAUGGGAGACGAAUGAUACGCCGUUCCAUGGUAUUCGGGAACAGUUCUUUGCAGGUCUUCGGAGUGUAUUUUCCAGUGCGCCGCCUCCUACUCUGAAGAGAGAUCAGAAGGAUGAUACUUCAGAAGGAGCGCAAUAG
Molecule: messenger RNA, 555 nt
Organism: Penicillium bovifimosum
Lineage: Eukaryota; Fungi; Ascomycota; Eurotiomycetes; Eurotiales; Aspergillaceae
Exons: 4
Coding region: 1-555 (184 amino acids)
Source: RefSeq, a predicted model, not a curated record